AUACACAGAUGAAUAUACCUGUUAAUGGUAGCAUGGCCGAUGGUUGUAUAUGUAAGGUCACGAUGGUUAGAGCAGAGUCAUCUGGCAGUAACCUUGUUAAUGUAUUCAAUAUAGAGGGUGUAAAAGGAUGUGGAUAUAAAGUGGUUAAUUAUAACACGUUUAACAAUGAUAGCUGGACGUGUUCUGAUAAUGAGAUAGUAUACUAUCGACUGAGUUUAAAUGAAUCCUUCCAGUUGACAUUUACCAGAGAUUCAACAACACAACCAACUUCUACUGGAUUCUGUUUACAUAUAACCACGACAAUCUUCAACAUUGAUACAAAUAACACAUUUACCAUCACCUGCUGGCGUAACGAUGCUACUACCACAGAAACAACAAGCCCUCAACCAGAAACACAAGCAAGAACCAAUCCUAAACCAACAUCACAAGCAACCACCAUUCCUAAUACAUCAAGAGAAAUUAUGACAUCUGUGGGUGGGGUAGCUCUUGGUGAGGCAUCCACGGACAGAACGGCAGUGAGUGGCAUCACAUCUAUAAUUGGUUCAACGGAACCAGCAACACUUACAUCAAAUAACGUGUUACCUGCAGUUACAGGUAUAGCUGUUGGAGUAUCAUUUGGUUUUCUUGUCUUAAUUAUCAUCAUUGUCAUACUUAUAUGUAUAAUACGAAGAAAGGAUAAGACACAUGUUGAAUACGUAUCUAAAUGUACAUGUCGUAGAUCUGACGUCAACCACCCUGAAAACAUGUACGAUGUCAUGACGCCAAGAGAAGAUAAUCACCAGUAUGAAAUGUCACCCGUGCAAGAUUCUAACGCAACAGCUGACGACGUUCAACCUACGUAUGCCGUCAUGGUGAAUAGAUCUUCCGAGAACAAUUAUCAAAUAUUGGCGCCACCUGUAACCAAUGGUGUAUACGUAAAUCAGUGACUUUAGUUGACAAUUAUAAAUAUUAAUCAAAUAAUUAGUUUGAACAGCUUUAAUGGCUCUGUUAGAUACCAAAAUGGUUUCAUUUCAAAUACAAUAACGUUGCACAUAGACCUGUCUAAUCAAUAUGUCAACCAUUUUAAGGAAUAGCCAUCCCAAAUGUCAGCUAUGAAGUUUGCGAGAAUCACAUCAGUGCGAAAGGUCUCUGAUGUUAGGCGUAUGUUUUAAACUUAGAACAUGCGACUUGUUUGUGGUCUCAUUAGAGUAAAAUACCAGUAACAUUUUGUUUAAAUAUUCUGUGACUAUACUGCCAUGCUUGUAUUUUACAAAAGUUCCCGCUCAUCUAUAAGAUUCUACACAAUGUCAUAUGGAGUUGUGUCCCUUUAACUAUAUUGUAAACACAAUGUUCCUCGCGUCCUGAUCUUGACGCACAAGUUAACAAAUAUUAUCAUGUUUAACGUUAAUACACAAUAGUUUGAUGUGUAUAUAAGUCAGUAUUUCAUAAUGAUAAAUGCUUCUGAAAUAUCAACCCCAGAAAUUUGGUUUUAUCCACAACUGGAAGGCGAUUGCCAUCCUAGUAUAGGGGUUCAUUUUAUCUGGAUGCAAACCUCGUUGCCCAUUGUUGAAGUGAAUUCAAGCAGAUUUGCAACUCGUGUUCAAUUAUCUGCAUGUCUGUAAAACCAUAGCACUUCCGAAAGUCGUCAACAUAAAGAACGCUGUUUGUACUUCUUUAGUCUGGCUUAACGUGUAUCUUGAUCGUCUUCUCGUCCUUACUUUGCGACCGAAAUCCACAUUGGAAGUCAGUAAAGCCUGGAUAGAGCAUAACUAUCUUUUUAUUUUGCAAUUACUUCUUAGAAAAACUUAAAAGAUAUGGCCAAAUGGGUGCAGCAUAAACCAACCUAUGUUGUGAUUUUAUUCAUUUACAAAUGAAGAUUAACCAUGCAUUAUGCAAGAGCUAAGUCUGCUUAUUGUCGGUCUUUAGGCCUGAAAUAUUAUCUAAAUUAUUAAUUCGACAUUAAUUAGCUUAUCCAGACUGAAAUUUUCAGCAAAUUCCCUUUACAUUAUCUAGUUUUUAACUAUUAUAGCGAGAACUGCCAGAUCUUUAUCUAAUCGUAGAUAAUGCAUGUAUCUUUAAUUUGGAUUUUUGAAAUAUUUCUUUAGGCCUGAAAUAUUAUCUUAAUUAUGUAUUCGACAUUAAUUAGCUUAUCCAGACUGAAAAAUUUAAGCAAAUUUCUUUUUACAUUAUCUAGUUUUUAACUAUUAUAGUGAGAACUGCCAGCUCUCUAUCCAAUCGCCGAUAAUGUAUGUAUCUUUAAUUUGGAUUUUUGAAAUAUUUUCAAUUGUAACCUGCCUGUG
This is a messenger RNA of Patella vulgata (common limpet), 2279 nucleotides long. RefSeq lists its product as uncharacterized. The coding region runs from base 9 to 926 and encodes 305 amino acids. The transcript has 4 exons. Lineage: Eukaryota; Metazoa; Mollusca; Gastropoda; Patellidae. The record is from RefSeq and is a predicted model, not a curated record.